AUGAAGGAAAUGACGAGCGAUUAUCUAUCUAUCUAUCUAUCUAUCUAUCUAUCUAUCUAUCUAUCUCAGUUUGUAUGUAUGUAUAUAUCUAUAUCAGUUUAUAUGUAUGUAUGUAUCUAUAAAUUCCAUUCUGUUCAUAUCUAUCUAUCUAUCUAUCUAUCUAUCUAUCACAGUCUGUUCAUUAUCUAUCUAUCUAUCUAUCUAUCUAUCUAUCUAUCUAUCUAUCUAUCUAUCUAUCACAGUCUGUCUGUUAUCUAUCUAUCUAUCUAUCUAUCUAUCUCAGUUUUUUAUAUGUAUGUAUGUAUCUAUAAACUCCAUUCUGUUCAUGUAUCUAUCUAUCUAUCUAUCAUCUAUCUAUCUAUCUAUCUAUCUCAGUUUAUAUGUAUGUAUGUAUCUAUAAAUUCCAUUCUAUUCAUAUCUAUCUAUCUAUCUAUCUAUCUAUCUAUCUAUCUAUCUAUCUCAGUUUAUAUGUAUGUAUGUAUCUAUAAAUUCCAUUCUGUUCAUAUCUAUCUAUCUAUCUAUCUAUCUAUCUAUCUAUCUAUCUAUCUAUCUCAGUUUAUAUGUAUGUAUGUAUCUAUAAAUUCCAUUCUGUUCAUAUCUAUCUAUCUAUCUAUCUAUCUAUCUAUCUAUCUAUCUCAGUUUAUAUGUAUGUAUGUAUCUAUAAAUUCCAUUCUGUUCAUAUCUAUCUAUCUAUCUAUCUAUCUAUCUAUCUAUCUAUCUCAGUUUAUGUAUGUAUGUAUCUAUAAAUUCCAUUCUGUUCAUAUAUCUAUCUAUCUAUCUAUCUAUCUAUCUAUCUAUCUAUCUAUCUAUCUAUCUAUCUAUCUAAGUCUGUCCAUAUCUAUCUAUCUAUCUAUCUAUCUAUCUAUCUAUCUAUCUAUCUAUCUAUCUAUCUAUCACAGUCUGUUCAUUAUCUAUCUAUCUAUCUAUCUAUCUAUCUAUCUAUUUUGUUCUCAAUUUUGUUCCAGCAGGGAUUGA
Molecule: messenger RNA, 975 nt
Organism: Acanthosepion pharaonis
Lineage: Eukaryota; Metazoa; Mollusca; Cephalopoda; Sepiida; Sepiidae
Source: the annotation of a GenBank genome assembly